AUGGGUGCUAGUUGCAAAGAUCAGAAAAAAGCGCUAGCUAUCUGUCUUCAGAGGUCGCCCUGUGUGCUUAUCCAAAGGCAUUCACCAAAAGAAUGCCUUUCAGACCCUGAUCUUCGGAAAGACCUACCUGAGCUUUGUGCUGCCAACUUCAGAGCAUUCAUCGAGUGUAAGAACGGUUUCUUCGACAUGAGGAAGCGUAUGAGAGGCAAUGCACCAUUGUCGACCGGCAAGUACGACGAUACAUACGAGAAGCUCUCCAGCGGUGACUUUGAUCCACACGAAGAGAUGAGAAAGCUAGAAAGACUUAACAAGAAUCUUGCCAGACUGAGGGAGUCCAAAGAGGAGAACUAA
Messenger RNA from Candidozyma haemuli, 351 nucleotides. RefSeq lists its product as uncharacterized. Gene Ontology annotation, cellular component: mitochondrion. Gene Ontology annotation, biological process: mitochondrial respiratory chain complex IV assembly. The transcript has 2 exons. The record is from RefSeq and is a predicted model, not a curated record. NCBI's taxonomy places the organism in Eukaryota, Fungi, Ascomycota, Pichiomycetes, Serinales, Metschnikowiaceae. Bases 1 to 351 code for a protein of 116 amino acids.